CUGCAUAAAUAGGCAGCCAGCCAGUGGCAGCCCACACACAGACCCCAUCUCACCUACAGCUCUGGUCUCACCCUCAACUCAGCCACAGCCAUGGCUCAGACCCUGGCUCUGAGCCUCCUUAGCCUGGCCCUGGCUCUCUGCAUCCCCUGGACCCAAGGCAGUGACGGGGGAGGUCAGGACUGCUGCCUCAAGUACAGCCAGAGGAAGAUCCCCUACGGCAUUGUCCGAGGCUACAGGAAGCAAGAGCCAAGCUUGGGCUGCCCCAUCCCAGCAAUCCUGUUCUCGCCCCGGAAGCACUCCCAGGCUGAGCUCUGCGCAAACCCAGCAGAGCCCUGGGUGCAGAAGCUCAUGCAACGGCUGGACCAGCCUCCAGCCCCACGGAAACAGAGCCCGGGCUGCAGGAAGAACCGAGGAACCUCUAAAUCUGGCAAGAAAGGAAAAGGCUCCAAAGGCUGCAAGAGGACUGGACAGUCGCAGACUCCCAGAGGGCCGUAGCCGAUGGCCAGCCUGGAGCCCAGGAGAUCCUCCGUGAGCGUCACCACCGCUUCGCGCUCCAAUGCACCUGCAAAGAG
Molecule: messenger RNA, 572 nt
Organism: Acomys russatus (golden spiny mouse)
Lineage: Eukaryota; Metazoa; Chordata; Mammalia; Rodentia; Muridae
Gene: Ccl21
Product: C-C motif chemokine ligand 21
Exons: 4
Coding region: 91-495 (134 amino acids)
Biological process (GO): chemokine-mediated signaling pathway; inflammatory response; cellular response to type II interferon
Cellular component (GO): extracellular region
Molecular function (GO): chemokine activity; CCR chemokine receptor binding
Source: RefSeq, a predicted model, not a curated record